This is a messenger RNA of Paramecium octaurelia, 806 nucleotides long. The record is from the annotation of a GenBank genome assembly. NCBI's taxonomy places the organism in Eukaryota, Ciliophora, Oligohymenophorea, Peniculida, Parameciidae.
AUGAAUUUAAUAAUUGUGUUUUUAUUUGCGGUAGCAUAUUGCUAUCCUAUUGUUGUCACUAAUACAGACUUGAGCUCUUCUGAUUUAUUUAUAAAUUAAAUAGAUCUAUUGAAUAAAAUAAAAUAGCAAGUAUAUAAAAAUAUUACUUUAGCAGGAAAACAAAAAAGUGAUCUUAAUAAAUAUUCAAACAUCUCAUUAAGAUAAUGAAAUAUUCUAAAGCAAAUUACUGAAACAGAUAGAAAAUUUAAAAAAUUUUAAGAAAUUGUUAAAAUCUAAAUCGUCAUUUGUUUCGCCAUUUAUAGAUUAUUCUCCAAUCUAGUUUACUUAAGGGAUCUAAAAAGACAAUCAAGUAUUCUGCUUUAUUUAUUCAAGUUCGAAGUAUAAAAUAUCCCGAUGAACUUUUAAAAUUUGAAGGCACUUGACAAAUUUGCUUAACAAUAGGAUGCUAUAUUGAUUGUGCUAUUUUCAAAAAUAUCUUCAAAUGUUAAGGUAUUAGAAGAAAUUACUGAGACUUCAGAGGUAUUUAUGUAUCAUUAUUAAGCCCUCUGAUUAAAUUGUAGCUGUAGAGUUAGCUGAUGAGAGCGAACUAACUAGCAACACUGUAAAAAGAAUUUUUAUAUAUGUAGAUAUACACAGUUACUUCGAAUCAAUUAACAGGGUAUAUCGUCUUCUUUGUUUCAAUAUUUGCCUUAUGGAUAGCUGUCUAAUGUAAUGGAGCAAUUUAAACUCCAGAAAGAUUUUCAAAAUAAAAUUAUUAUAUUGGGAAAGAAAGUUGAUUAAUUUUAUAUGUAUAAUGAAAGCGAACA